Molecule: messenger RNA, 822 nt
Organism: Paramecium sonneborni
Lineage: Eukaryota; Ciliophora; Oligohymenophorea; Peniculida; Parameciidae
Source: the annotation of a GenBank genome assembly
AUGUAAAUAAUUGAUAUUACUAUGGGUGAAGGAUCUGUUGGAAUAAUAAAAUAAGUUAAAAUAGGAGAUGAGAUAUUUGCAUUAAAAUAAUUUAAGAAAAAAUCUGGAGAAAAGGAGUAUAAUAUUCAUUCAAAAUUAAACCAUGAAAAUAUUUUGAAAUUCAUAGUUGGAAAUGAAGAAUAUAUUAUAUCAGAAUUAAUGCUACCUUAUGAUUUGUUUGAGUUUGUAAAAAGUGCUGGAUAGAUGUCAGUAAAUGCUUCAAAUUGUAUUUUAAAAUAAUUAGUGAAUGCAUUGAAAUAUAUGCAUUAAUUAGGAAUAGUUCAUAGAGAUAUUAAAUUAGAAAAUGUAUUGGUUGAUGGAUCAAAUUACAAAAUUAAAUUAUCUGAUUUUGAUGCAUCUUUAAAUAUAGAUGAUGGUAAGGUUCCAAAAUUAAUAGGAACAAGUGGAUAUUUGGCACCUGAAAUAAACUCUAUUGGAUUGAUUGAUGCAUUAAAUUUAUUAGAAUGUGAUAUACAUUCUUUGGGUGUAUUGUAUUAUAUUUUACUUUUUGGAACAUUUCCCUUUAAGACUACUAAAGCUUCAUGUGUUUUAUACAAAAUGAUAUAAUAAAAUAAAUGGGAAGAAUUUUGGUAUUAUUCAUAGAGAAAUAAGACUAAAAAAGUACCUUCUGAUUGUUUAGAAUUAAUAAAAGGAAUGAUCGAAUAAAAUCCUUAAUAAAGAUUUACUUUGGAUUAAAUUCUUGAUAGAAUUGGAGAAAUUAAUGAAAUAGAUUAUGUAAAUGAAAUGUAAAUGAUUCAUACAAAAUUAAGGUCAAAGUUGUGA